Haemonchus placei is the source of this 2322-nucleotide messenger RNA. The record is from the annotation of a GenBank genome assembly. NCBI's taxonomy places the organism in Eukaryota, Metazoa, Nematoda, Chromadorea, Rhabditida, Trichostrongylidae.
AUGCUUAACACCCCCGAUUCAAUCCUACCGGAGGGGAUCGUUUCCGCUGAACAGACUCUUCCUGCACCACUAAUCAGCUCGAGUGACCAAAUUUCUGCUACGGCAGCAGCUCGAGCAUUGUUCACUAACCGUUUUAAUCAUACUCGUCCUUCUGACAGUGCUGCUUGCAGUAAUGGCAAGUCUACGAUCGAAGCACCUAACUCACCCAAUUAUCGAGAAUUACUAUAUGAACGUGAAGUAAAACGACUACAAUCUCAACUUAAUGAAACAGAAGAUCAGUUAGUAAAAGUAGAAUUAGAACAAUCAGAGACAAAAAAGAAGAUAGAAAUUUUAAUUGAAGAAAUAAGCAGAAAAAAUGCACGUAUAAGAGAUCUGGAAAGGAACGAAAAAUCACACUUACGAGCGCAAGAGGACAUGGAAGCAAAACUGACAACAAUGAAGAAACAGGUUGAUCAGAUGCAACGGCAUCAUGAAAUUCAAAGGGAAAAGCUGGUGGUGUGCAAAGAGAAUGAGGACAAGUGGGAAGCAAAAAAAGCUGAUCUUGAAGAAACACUGAACAACAAAAACAAUUCUGUUCUUCUGCUUGAGAGGAAGCUACGAGAUGCCAAUGACGAACUUUUGAAUCGCUCCAAGGACUUGAAGAACGCUGAACUUGAGUGUACACGGCUUCAGCGGGAACUGGAGGAACUCAGCAAGAGCAACGACCUGCAGAGAGAAGAAUAUCAAGCGUCAGUCGCAGAUUGGAGGAACCGUUUUGAGAAAACGAUGGCGGACCAGCUAUCGUGCUGUGCUGCUGACAUAGAAAGAAAUGCAAAUGUGGCUAGAGAAAUACGUGCAAAAACGGAAGAGAUUGAAAGGCUCAACCAAUUGUUAGAAAAAGAGAAGCAGCAUGUCGAAUUCGUUGUGGAGGAGUGUACGGCAAAGUCUCGAGAGGCAGAUGCUAUGAGGUCGAAACUGGAGAGUUUGGAGGCAGAACGAGCGCGCCGUGACGAACUUGAAAGGAAUACAGUGUGCAAUCGUUGUGAAAACGAAAAAGAGAAGGAAGAAGAAUCCAUUGAGCUGGGUCCUGCUAAAGCUCGCAUUGAUAGGCUUGAAAGCGAAUUGUCCGAACGAGAACAAUUGCUGUGUAAGAAAAAUGAAGAAUUGGAAGACAUAAUGUCCGAGAAAAAGAAAAUUGAUCUCGAAAGAGAAAAGGCUAUGAAUGAGUUAGAAAGGAAGACCGAAAGUUUAAAAGAAGCUCUGUUCAUAAUGGAUGGGUUACGUGAAGGAAUCACUGGAGUUAUGGCAGGAUCCGGUAGCGGAAUGCCUACAGGAAUUGAAGAACAUGGAGAGGAAGUCCAUAGUCAGCUCUCUCGAAUAGCCAUGGUUGUUCAGGAGUAUGACAGGCGUUUCAAACAUUUGGAAACCUACCUCACAGAAGAAGACAGACAGCAACGAUGGCCUGUCUAUGGAGUGGAUCUGACAGAGACCAUUAAAGAUCUUCAGUACAGACUUUUCGCUGCCAACCAAAAGAUCGCUGCGUUCGAAAAAGAGAAGGUGGACUGGAAAGACUCCAUGCAGCAACUGGAGGACAGAGAAGAGUUGGCUAUGCAAAAGAAUUCGGAACUGACCAAUGAAGUGAAUAACCGGCUUCGUGAGCUCGAUGGAUUGAAUGAGGAGAAGGUGAACUUGGAAAAAACGAUCUCCUGCUAUCGCUUAGAACUUGGAUCAAAGUCAGUGCAACUUGAAAAGAUGACUAAAUCGGUGGAAGAAUUACGGAAGGACAACACCUCACUUCUGCAGUUGAUUGCAACCUCAAAAGAAGAAUAUGACAAUGAAAGAAAAUUAUCGAAGCAGCAGGAGGAUCAACACCUGGUGGAAAAUGAACAGCUGCGCUCCUUGAGCAUGAAGAAGGAAGAGGAGAUGCAAAUUCUGCGGGAGAAGAUCUCAAGCUUUGAGAAUGAGCUGAAGCUAUGUCAAGAAGAGAAUGUUCAGCUCCGCCUGAAGAUUAGCUCCCUGGCAGAGGAGAACGAAAACUACAAAGUUGUCGUUGACAAACUGAAAUCUGUAGAAAUCGAGAGUUAUGCUGAGUCGAACACUUCCAAAACGAAUUCUAUGCUGCAACUGUCUCGUCAGAGAUUUCAUAGUGCUCCGACGUCACCAAGAUGCGUUUAUGCGAAUCACGACCCGAGCGCCAUACUGACGACACGUAACUCCGUCAAAGGUGAAGACAAUCUGAGGAUUGGAGUGGGCCACGAAAAAGUCUUGAGAGCACAUCGGUUCUUGAAGCGCACCUCCUUCUACCAAAUCAGCAGAAUACAGACUGGAUCAAAACAUAACUAA